GUUCCGGGCGGGCAUCUUCUCGUUCGUCGCAAGCAGUGUACGGGUUCGCGGCCACUUACUGCACGGCGGCAGUCCUAUCGGAACCGUCGAGCAAGCUUGUGGCACGGUGCAAAGCGAGCACGCACGCAGCUCGCGUUCUACGACCAUCGGUGCGUUGGGCGAAUUUUCCCAGCAAAGCGUUGUGUGUCUGUUCGGGACCUGCGAUAGUGGGUCGUUGAUUGGUCGUGGUCAGGAUUUAGUGCGCGAGCAAUCUAUCUACCCGAAUCGCGGCACAGGAUUCUUUCGUCUUCCGGGACAGACCAGACAGCACAGGCCAGUAAAUCAUCGUACGGCGUGUGUCUUCUUCCAGUGUUCGGUGUUUGUGUGUGACCGCAAGGGGUAAUAGUGGAGCAUCAAUGAAUUUAAAAGUUAUCCAACAAUUUUGCUCUCUCUACAGCCAGUUGCUCCGGAUCGUCCCCGGUGGGAUAAAUGUGAUUAUUUAUCGUGCACAUAUGGAAGCUUAACACCAUCUUCUUUGUUUGUCUGGUGUCGCCAGAGCAUUUGAUAGUGGAACGGCAUCGGUCUGCUUGGUGCUAAGGCUAACAACUGAAUUUUUUUCACCAGUUCAAUGUGCUGUUGUUAUCCACCGUAAGAGCUGGAUGCUGUUUACAAUGCAGUAAAAGUGCAUCUCGUGUGUGUGUGUGUGAGUUCAUAUGCUGUCAGGCCACCUAGUGUACGAGCUCCCUGUCUGUUCAUAAUAAUAAAUCACGGUGUUUUUUUUUUUUUGUUUCUCGAAAACAAAGCAAAUGGGUGGAUAAAGUGUUAGAAGUUGUGUCGUUCAGUUUUACGACCGGGCAUUAAGCUAAGAUGCGUUUAAAUGAAAAUCAAUGAAAUCGAGAGCAGAAAAAAAGGUAAACUCGCCCUCACUAUACACUGUGUCCGAAGUUGAUCUAGUGCGGGGUUUUUUAAUGUGCGACCGGGGUCGUCUGGAACGGUCGUAAAAUUCUCACCAAUAAAUAUUUACUUCAGAGUGCGUGUAUCUCUUUGUGUUUGUGAUUGUUUGUGCCUGUUUGUGGAAGUGAAUCAAUCGGCAAAGCAAGCGAGAGAUCAAAUGUAAAGAAUAAAGUGUCGUUCGUAGACCGUCGUUCGUGCUUUUGAAGUCCUCCUCCUCGGCAAGGAUUGAUGGUGCACGUGUUUGAGUUUAAAUCUAAAUUUCCUCUACAGUCUUGUGGCAGACGACCGUUACUAGCAAAGAAAGCAAGUCUAAAAAGACUGGCUUUAGUGAGUGUGUGUGUGUUCGAAUCGAAAGUGGAUCAAAUAUAUUCGGAAACGGUUUGACGGGUUCGAUAUCCGGGUUGGAACGAGCCAAGCCUUCCGUGGAAACCUGGUGCGCGUACAUCAAAAACGGCGUGGACUCACGUAACGAAAGUCUAUAAAUUUCGGCUAAAACCGUACACGGCACGGCACUGCGGAUCGCAAAAAGCCAACCACUGCGCGGAUGGCGUCACGCGCACCACACCGUAGGACAAACAAGACGUGAAGACGACAGUUUAGCGAGUCGAAAGUUGUGAUAGAAUUUUUGUGCCAAAAUACUACAUGCUGCAGAGGCGCAUGCAUCAUCCUCCAGUGGCCAUUCGCACAAGGGCACGUUGCAACAACGGACUUUACGAGCAGAGAUGUAACAUACCCUCUCGAUUUAGAUUUUACGUGUGUGCGUGUGAGUGAGUGAGCGAACCUGUAAGAAUAAACCAGUAGCAAACAGACUGGGAGUAUUAAACCCACUAACGAUACACGCGUCAUGUCAUCGAAUUUGAUGCCGAGCAGCAGCAGCAGCAGCAGACACGCUUAUAGCAGCAGCACGUCAUAACUCAUCACAGUGAUUGAAUUUCAUUUUGAAUGACCCGGGUAAUACUCUACGCACCAUUAUGCAAAUGGGAUCGCGUGGCAAUGCAAUAGUGCGAACGAAUCAACAAAUGGUAACCGUCAGCCGGCGCUCGUAACGAUCCAGCGAACUGUGAACCUGCCGUACCGUAGUCGUAUUGCUCCCGCAUGCCGGCCAAUUUCGCAGCGCCACGAAUUUCGACCGGGACAUGGAGUUGACGAAGGGUACCAACAUCAUCAAGCUGCUGUCUACAGUCGGGGCGUCUGUGUCUGUGAUAUGGCAGCCGUGCACUUACUCCAAUAGUAUCGCGGUGUUCUACUGAGCCAAUCUUCACCAGCAGCCGCCUGUCAAAGUUUGACAGCUACAGUCGACAUCAGCACGAAUCGUAGUGAAACCCUGGCGGUCAACUCUUCAUCGCCUCAGCACGUUUGUCAUAUAAGAAUAACCAAGCGAAACAAAACGAAAAACAAUCGAAAACAACCCCAAACGCCAUUUUGAAGCUGUCAGAAGAAGGUGAAGAUGUAUCCGAACUAUCCGACGGCACCACUAGGUACAUUGGGUGGAACACAGUGCUUGUACCGUAGCUACCCGAACCUGCCCCAACAGUCGUCUGCGUCGCUGUCCUCGUCCUACCCGUUCGCCGGUCGCCCGAAUACCGGUGUUGCUGCGUUCCCCCAGCAAUCGAUGACACUUCCAUGACACUACAGCUACCGACAGCAGCAUCAACAGCAACAACCACCUCCACAGUCCCACACCUACACACAGCAGACGCAACAGUCCCUACCGAAACCACCCGGCACCGGUACCAGCCCGUACCAGUCGGCGAAGAAAAACAAUUGCUACUACUGCAACAACAACAUCAACCUUACCUGCACCUGUCUGUCCUCGAGUGCGUUGGGCUACUUCUACUCAACCUCGCAGACACUCCACUCGUCCGCCCCGUCGACGCUGAACCGUCGCCGUUCCUCGAUCCGUAAUCCGCCGAGUGUAUCGUUUGCCACUGGCAACACUGUGCCACCACAUCAACCAUUCUCCUACUCGUCGCUGCCUCGUUGCCGGGGCAACGCAUCCACACACCACUCCCGCACACCGUCAACCGUUGCCGUCGGUGUGCAGAUACCGUCGCCUCCAACACAACCCACCCAACCGGCUCCCACCGGACCUGCCCCAAGACCUUCCCAGCAGCACCAAGAAUCACAGGUGGAUGAAGCAAUGCUGGGUCUGGUGAGUGACGGCAAACCGCUCGGUGCCGACGAUCCGCUGCACGACGAUGACGAGGACGAUCUGGACAAUCCGAAUGCAGACUCGCCGGCACUUUCAGCCUCGCCACCGCCCGCUCCACCUCCACUGCCACCGCCCGUUCGCAACGGAUGUCAGCGGUGUCGGUUCUCGAUGGCUUCCGCCAACUCGACGCUGAAUCGAUCCCAUCCCCAUCUUGCCAGCGGAACAGGUACGCUUGGGUCCGGAUCGGUUGGUAGCGGCACACUGCCACGUGCCCAUCGCGGCACCACGAAUGGGGGAACGCUCGAGCGCAACCAUAUGGCUACCAGCUCGAGCCAUCUGCAUACGGCGGGAGGCGUGUCGGCAACGGCUGCAUCCGCCGGUACCGGGAACGGAACAUAUCCUGGAUACGAUCGAAAUCGGCUGCUAGAUGAGGAAGACUCGGCAUAUCCGGCCCUGCUGGAACGUGAGCUUCACUCGCUGCAUCGGAAUGUUCCCGCGCUACGCCGUGCCGGUGUCGAUACGACCGCAAUCCGACAGCACUUCUAUCCGGAUGGUGGCUGGGGCUGGAUCGUGUGCGGAGUCGCAUUUCUGGCCCACGUUCUGACCACCGGGUUCCAGCUGUCGUACGGGUUGCUGCUGCUGUACGCGAUACGCCAUCUGGGUCACGAGGUGAAUACCGAAGCAGGUUGGCUCGGUCCGGCCAGCUGGGCCAUGUCGCUGUUUUCGGCAACGAUCGUUGUGGCGCUGUGCCGUCGAAAGUCCACCCGGUUGACGGCAGUGCUCGGUGGGCUGGUCCUUGCGCUGGGCAUCCUGUUCACAUCGUUCGCCACCCAGCUGCAUCAGGUAGCGUUCAGCUAUGGCGUCAUCGUAGGCAUCGGGUCGGCCAUGGUACGAGAGUCGGCCGCCGUUAUGCUGGGCCAUUAUUUCAAACGGCGGAGACAAUUUGUCGAAAUGAUCACCAUGUCCGGUGAGGGUGUCGGUGUGGCGCUGUUUUCCGUCAUCCUUAAGGAGGGCGUCGGGAAAAUGGGCUGGCGCCUGGGGCUGCAAGCGGUCACAGGGCUCGUAUCGUUCAGCUUCUUCAUGGGAUUGCUGUACCGGCCGGCAUCACUCUAUCAUCCCCAGCGGCGUGCGAUACUACACUUGAAAAACCAAAGGAAAAAGGUGAAGGAAAAGAAAACUCACGUUCGCACCCCGAAGCCACCGUUCCUCGAUUUUACGCCCCUAAAAUCCUCCUCGGUGCGGAUGCUGUCCAUAUCGGCCUCGGUGGCCGCACUAGGCAUCUAUUCGCCGAUAUUUUUCCUGUCCCUGCACGGGUUUAGCGAAGGGUACGACAUGCAGGACUUGGUGCUGCUGCAAACCUUUCUCGGACUGUCGAUAGCGUUAGGUAUAGUGUUUAGUGGAUCAUCGAUCAACAAGACGCUGGAAAUCUCCUUCCGGAAGGUUCAGAUAUCGCGUCAAUAUGUUUGUCAGGGCUGUGUUACGUUAGUGUCAGUAUCGUUGUUAGUAUUAUCGGCCGUGGCCGACUACCGGGGCCUCUGCUUCUCCGCAUGGGCGUACGGGCUCGGUCUCGGCGGCUACCGUUACACCUUGAAGAUGCUAGCGAUCGAGCGAAUCCGCGGCAAGUACUUCUCCAAGGCGUGGGGUUUCAUCAAGGGUGCCGAAUCGCUGCCGGUGCUGUUCGGGGUGCCACUGUGCGCCUUCCUGAACGACUCUUCGCACCGGUACGGCCGGGCAGGCUACUACAUAUGUGCUGCCAGUGCCGCCAUCUCGGCAAUUAUUCUAUUCUUCGUGGGAUACCCGGACGGGCGUAACAUGAAGUAUUCAACCAAUGGUUCCAUCACAUCGCGCUGCACCGCACCAACCUCAUCGAGCGACUGUCAGCACAUCCUGGACCGUAGCUUUUCCUCGCAGCGCUACAACAACCCACAAUGGUACGGUACGAACACGCACGCGACCAACCUCUCGAACGGUUGUCACGGUUCCGGCACCUACCCCGGUGGGACGGGCCUGCAGCGCUGCCUGUCCACAAGUCAAUUCAUGAACGGUGGACUUAAUCUCUCCUCGGGUGGAAUUGGCCCUAAUGCGACAGCAACCGCGACAUCAGCCGGCCCAGGUGGACGUCUGCUCGGCAACAGUCAAUCUCUUGAUAAUCCGGGCGUCGGGCAGGCUGCUUCAACGACCGGGUUCAGCUACCACAGCCCGUUCUGUGGCCAGGGUGCGGGUCAACCGCACGGUCGACUGCACAAGAGCCUAUCGUUCGCGUUCCAGACACCGAUGUUCAGUGAUGAUCCGAUACAUCACACUUGCCAGCAGGCGUCGGGCUAUGCGGCCGAUUACCCACCACCGAGCAGGUGCUACUCCAGGUGUGAACUGCACAAUCCAUCCCAGACCGCACCGAUUACCGUCCAUCGGGACACACUCAACCGUCAGCACAGUUUUCGCGCCUCGAGCCGUGGUCAGACACCGCGGCACACGGUACACGCGACUGCCCGUGGACAGCAACCAUCAACACCGCACCAUCACCACCACCAAUCGUAUCACCAACCCCACCAACAAUCGCAACCGCAACAACAGCAGCAGCAGCACCAUCAACACCAUCACCCAUUGCCACCGUAUCCGGCGAACGGGUUACAAUAUCAUCCGUCACGCAGCCGAAGCGUCCCGGAAGGGUUGGGCGGAACGGGCCGCGUUGGGGCGGGAAUGCCGCCCGGAACCGGGGGCGACUGUCACUGGAAUCACUGCCACUGGACCACCGCGAACGGAGUCAACUUCUGCCGUCCGAAUCGGCCGAUUCAGGUGGUCGAGCAGAUAACGACCUCCGUUUGACUAAAGUUUAAAAUACUCAAGUUCUUCCUGUGCAUCUCGCUGCACCUACUGGAGGGACUGUUCUCGUAGAUGGUUUGCAUGCGUUGCGAAUUAGUUUUAAAUUGGAAGUGUAAGUGUUCUGACCGCGAACAUUGUUUUGCUUUUUGCAAUCAGUAAACAAUCGCAAAACAAAAAACCAUCCCUCAUCCAUAUUGCACAAAUAGUGUGCAUUCUCUGAUUGAUUCGAUGUUGUUUUUUAUCGACUUAAUCGAAGUAGAAGUCGACGAACCACAUUUCUUGCUAAUCGACUUUAUUUGAAUUUCAUUUGCCAGCCACGAAAAUCAUCAUCGCAUUAAACGGCAUUCAUUCCGGGCAUCGGCACGUGUUGAGAGACUGACAGCAAACUGCCAGCCAUGUCGGCAACACUACUGAAACUGAAACACGAGUGGAAUUAAUCCGCCUCCAACGCACGAACCGAUGCAACGGGGUGCUUAAAUUGCAAAUGUUUUGCUGCGAAUUCGAAUAAUAAAUUGUUUGUCUUACCCAGUUCGCCUCGCUUGGAUGAAUCGGGAUUUUGCGCUUUUUAUCAUAAAAUUAUCAUUGGGCCGCAUAAACGGCAAGGGGAUGGAUUAGAAUUUUAUGCAUUUUGCACACACACACGCAGAGGUGCAAAUGAAGCGAGUCGUGGCCAUAUUUCAACAUCGAGCACACUAAUUUGGCGAUUAGUUUGAACUGCCUGCACAAAGAGUGAUACAAACCCGCUUAGUGCGUGAUUAUUGCCAACCAACAAUAAAUUAUCUUUCCCGUACCCGGUCGUUUUUUGCGUCAAACACGAAGAGAGAGAGAGAGGGAACAAAGCUGUCGCAUGCCACGAAUGGUACGGAAAAUUCGCAUUCGAUAAGCAGAUUACCGUCGGACUAAGGGCGGAAUGCCUGCGCGCGGAAUGAGUGAAACCGUACAGAGUUGCGUUUAAAAGUGCAGCAUGAAUACUAAUAGGCACGUAUAGAAUCGAUAGCAAUUUCAGCAAACGGAAACAUAGUCAAAACGAACGGUUCCCACUACGAUUCGGUGUCCCACUAGCGCCCGAUUAGUGGACGCCGACACGAGUUUCGUGGCUCUCGAUAAUGUGCGAAAAUUAUAAACGUUGCGUUUUUAUGUGUAUAGCAUUUCUGUUGUUGGUUCGUUUAUGUUUUCUUCCCACUCUAGUGUAUUCGUUUUAAAGAGGUGUUUUUAUUUAUGUGUUUUUAUGUUUUUUGAUGUGAGUGAGAGUAGUGCAAUCAGGGGGAAAGAAAACCAUUAUAUUAACUCUGUUUUGUAAGCCGUUCUGUGUGUAAUGUUUGUUCGUGGUAAGCGAAAGCGUAGCAAAUAUAGGCUAAACUGAUGCUAGAGUUGUGACCGUAUGCAGGAGGAGCACGAUGAUGAUUGCGAGAAGAGUAUUUAAUAAAACAGUUGAUUUUGAAGCUAAAUGAAAGUAAA
Molecule: messenger RNA, 7366 nt
Organism: Anopheles stephensi (Asian malaria mosquito)
Lineage: Eukaryota; Metazoa; Arthropoda; Insecta; Diptera; Culicidae
Exons: 12
Coding region: 3074-5911 (945 amino acids)
Biological process (GO): transmembrane transport
Molecular function (GO): monocarboxylic acid transmembrane transporter activity
Source: RefSeq, a predicted model, not a curated record